Molecule: messenger RNA, 531 nt
Organism: Lathyrus oleraceus (garden pea)
Lineage: Eukaryota; Viridiplantae; Streptophyta; Magnoliopsida; Fabales; Fabaceae
Product: ADP-ribosylation factor-like protein 2
Exons: 4
Coding region: 16-474 (152 amino acids)
Molecular function (GO): GTP binding; GTPase activity
Source: RefSeq, a predicted model, not a curated record
GAAUUCUCUCUAGGAAUGGGUCUUCUCACCAUCAUUAGAAAAAUCAAAAAGAAGGAAAAGGAAAUGCGAAUUCUUAUGGUUGGGUUGGACAAUUCUGGAAAAACUACAAUCGUUUUGAAGAUUAAUGGGGAGGACACUAGUGUCAUUAGUCCUACCCUUGGCUUCAACAUCAAAACCAUCGCCUACCAAAAGUACACUCUAAAUAUAUGGGAUGUUGGAGGCCAAAAAACAAUUCGAUCUUACUGGAGAAACUACUUUGAGCAAACAGAUGGUUUAGUUUGGGUAGUUGACAGUUCAGAUCUUAGAAGGUUGGAUGAUUGCAAAAUGGAGCUAGAUAACCUUCUAAAGGAAGAGAGACUAUCUGGAGCAUCCUUACUAAUUCUAGCAAAUAAACAAGAUAUUAAAGGUGCCCUUGCACCCGAUGAAAUAGCUAAGGUAAGCUUAAUUUUAUCCGGGUCUUUUUCUCUUACCUAAGUAACAUUGUAGGGAUUAUGACUAAAAAAAUACAUCAUGGUAUGCUGAGAAUUGACU